CCUUCGCUGAACUGAGGCGAAAAAUCGCGCGCACUGCUGCUGCGCGGCGCAGCAGAGCUAGAGUUAGCGAGGACGACCCACGCCGUCCUAAGCAGUUUUCGUGCAUCCAACAUGGCUGGACGAGGUGGUUACGAUGAUUUAAGAGAUUACGGGGCAAGAGGAGGUGCCAAACCUUUACCAACUGAGCCACCAUAUACUGCUUAUGUAGGAAAUUUACCUAAUGGUAUUGUCCAAGGAGACAUAGACAAAAUUUUCAGCAAUUCACGUGUGAAAAAUAUUCGUUUAGUCAAGGAUAAAGAAACUGAUAGGUUCAAAGGAUUUUGCUAUGUAGAGUUUGAAGAAUUAAAAGAUCUCAAGGAAGCAAUCAAGUUAAAUGGCAUAGUUGACGUUGAAGGUAACAUAAUCAAAAUUGAUGUUGCUGAAGGCAAGAAGAACGACAGAGGAGGUGGCUUUGACAGAAGAGGUCGAGGCGGGGGCGGUGGAGGUCUUGGCGGUGGUUUCCGAGGGAGAGACGGUGGUGGCCCCCCACGGGCAGGUGGAUACGGCGAUGACUUCGGUAGCGCAUAUCUGUUUCAGAGAGGUUAUAAUGACAGAGGAAUGGGCGGUCCUGGUGGUCGACAGGGUGGUUUCGGUGGCGAUAGCCGGGGUAAUCGUGGUAAUUACGGCAACUUUGGUGGCGGCGAUGAAUCCGGUGGUGGUAGCCGAGAAUGGAAUUACCGUAGCGGCGGUGGUAGUGGACCCGGUGGUCCAGGUGGUGGACCAAGAUAUGGUGGUGGCCGACCUCCGCGAAGCGGUGGUGGUCCACCUGACAGAAAAUACGACGACCUCUAUAAAGAACCACCUCCAGACACCACUGGUAGGAAACCACUGGUACUGGCACGUCGAACUGUGGCCGAACCAGUGAACUCGUUGGCCGAUACACCGGCACGAAGUGCCAUUUUUGGCGGAGCUAAGCCUCGAGAGGAAAACCUUGUCGGCAAGGAAGAUCCUGCCAAGAAGAUAGACAGACUCUAACGUGAGGAACCCCUCAACUUCCGAAUAAACGUCAGCGGGCGGAGACCCUACUACAUGGAUCUAUGAUGUCUUUUUUCGUUUUAUUUUUUCUUCAUUUUUUUCUAAUUAUGUUCAGUUUUCAACUUUGUAUCAACAUGUGGAUAAAAAGAACAUGGAGAAUGAGAGAAGUCGCUAGCGCAGGGGAGUCUUCCUAGGCAAACUAAUUUACGAAGAUGGAUCUUGAAGUGUAAAAAUCAAGAAGUCAAUUUUUUUUCUCGGUCAUAUCGCUGCAAAUUGUAUACGUUGCUUGAACAUAUUCAUAUUAAUUUUUAGUUUAGAAAUGCGUUUUUUAAAUGUUUUUUUUUUUUUAUUCACGUAAUGUCCACACACAAAGUUUUGUGUAUUUAUAUGAAACUAUUGAAGUUUGAGAAUGAAGCGUUUUUCAAUUGAAUUAUAGUUUUUCGUGUUAAUUUUGCGGAGUAUGGCAAUAUGUAUACAAAAAAUUCAAUUUGAUGUUUUCAACAAAGAGUUAUUUUUGAUUGUACAUACGCUAUUUGAAAAAAAAAAAAAAGAAAAGUGAAUGUCCCGUAAAAAUGAGUAAUUUUAUUGUAAUUCUAAAGUUCUUUAAAAAUAAUUUUGUUACACAUGUGCUUCAUUUAAAAGAAAACAAAUGAAAGAAUCGAAUCAACGCUGCUUCUUGAUAUGAUGAAAAUAAAACUAAAGAAAAAAAAAGAUACAUUUUUAUUUAGUUGCAGUUGCAUAUUGUAUCUUUCUUCAUAAGCCACUUAAAAAGAAAAAUAGAUUUCUUAUAACAUUACUGUAAGUCUGUCUCUUACAAUCACGCACCGUGUAGAUCUCCACGCUUAGCGUCGGCUGUUCGAAUUAAGAAGUUUUUAAUUGCGUUCUGUUGCUAAAGCUAUGAAGUAGCUGAGAAUUAGUAACAGAACAUUCCUAGAAUUGAAUCCUUUAUGGAUAAAAUAGUGAUAAUUACAUCGUCUAAUGCAUCAUUUGAUUAAGAAAUGUCUGAAUCAUGUGAAUAAUCACGAUUAUUGAACGAAGAAUUUGUAAAACGAUCAUGAAUAUACUUGAUGUUCAUGUAGACUUGUGUCUAAACAAUUCGUGUUUCAAUAUGUAAGCAUGGAGUUUACCUUUAACAUAAGAAUUAAAUAGAGUGGAAACGUACGGACAGUUAGUAAUAAUAUUAAUUAAAAAAUUGUCAUGAAAACAAAAAAAACGAUCAAUCAAUAUUCUUCGUGCUCUGUCAAACUACAACUUCAAAAUGAAGAUCAUUGAAAUACCGUAGCGGCGUGAAACUUUUUAAUGUUACUAAAGAGAGUUUAUUUGUUUGUCUUUUUUUUAUGUUCCUUUUUAUUAUAACAUUUCAAGAAAUCUAUGUUCUUUCAAUUUAGAUACAAAUAACAAAGUGCACAAGCCGAUGCUGAGCAAAUGCAAUUACAUCCAAAGAACUUACGUGACCUUAUUCACGUUCGAUCUUUCAUUAAAUCACAAGAGUGUGACGUGUUAAAAAAUUUAAGUGAUUUUCUAUAGAGAAUAUAAUUACAAAGUGUCAUUUGUGCGGUAAUAUCGCGCGAGGAUGAAUAAAUUUUUACCUUAAGCUAAUGUGCUACGAUAAAGUUUAGAGAGAAAAAAUAUCGAUUGACUGAUAAAAUGUUGAAGAUGAGAAUGACGACUUGAAAAUAAUAUAAUAAAAUAACAGUGAUGAUUAUAAAAAGAGAAAAAUUGAUUUUGUACGGAACUAUGCUUGGAUAUUGAGUACGAAAUACAUCCAAAUACAAGUAGUAGAUAUUUGCCUGAUAUCCGUGUAAUGUGUCGUCAGUAAAACAGAGGAAACAAAGUAUAAAUUAAACAGAAAGCUAGAAAACGACGUUUUGUGUAAUUCAAAUUGUGAAUAUUACCGCUAUAAUAAUAUUAUCAUUAAUGUAUUUUGUAAGCUACCCUUUAAUAUAUACUGAUUUAAUCACUCUUA
Molecule: messenger RNA, 2980 nt
Organism: Phymastichus coffea
Lineage: Eukaryota; Metazoa; Arthropoda; Insecta; Hymenoptera; Eulophidae
Gene: eIF4H1
Product: eukaryotic translation initiation factor 4H-like
Exons: 6
Coding region: 112-1014 (300 amino acids)
Molecular function (GO): RNA binding
Source: RefSeq, a predicted model, not a curated record